Molecule: messenger RNA, 342 nt
Organism: Penicillium brevicompactum
Lineage: Eukaryota; Fungi; Ascomycota; Eurotiomycetes; Eurotiales; Aspergillaceae
Exons: 2
Coding region: 1-342 (113 amino acids)
Source: RefSeq, a predicted model, not a curated record
AUGUCCUAUAACAAGCCCAUGAGCCCUCCACCCUCAUACCCUGCGCCCACCCAUGACGCAGGUCCUUACAAUCAAAACCCAGGUGCCGCAACGGACUACUAUGGCGGCGGCCAGCCCCAGCAGGGCUACUACCCGCAGCAGGGACAAGGGUACCCACAGCAGCAGCAAGGCUACUAUCCCCAACAGCAACAGCCUAUGUACUACCCGCCUCAGCAGCAGGGAUACCCUCCACAGCAGUACAACGAUCGCGGAAACCACUCCUCGGGCGGUGGAGCCGGUGGUAUCUGCGCUGGUAUCAUGGCUGCGUGCGCCUGCUGUUGCUGCUUGGAUAUCUUGUUCUAG